AUGGCACCUCACAAGCUCAAUUCCAAUUCCUCGGGAAAUUCGAGUGUGUCGGCGUGUUCGCAGGCUGACAAUGGUUUCAUAAGUUCUUUUUCUCUAUUUCCUGAGAAAGCAGUGCAAGAGCUUCUUGAAUCGCCGAUCCAAGGGUCUGAUGAUCAUCUUAUAGAGUUCUCAGAAUCUUUAAGAACCGUUGCGAAGGCUCUUAGGAAAGUUGCGGAAGGGAAAGCUUCUGCUCAAGCGGAGGCUGCUGAAUGGAAACGGAAAUAUGAGUUGGAGAGGAAUCGGAAUCUGCAGUUUGAAGAUAGAGGGAAAUCAUCCCUCGAACCUUGUGCUGAUCUUGAUGAUUUGAAAACAAAUAACAUCGCCAAACAACCCACAUUAUAUAAUAAUGCAGCUAAUGGGCUGUCUGAAGAAUGUUGUUCUAGUAAUGGUAUUUGUUCCCAUGAGGUGCUUAGGGAUGGGAAACCUGAUUCUGAUUCCAAGAUGGUCAAAAAGGCUUCUUUUAAACUUCAAUGGUGCUGCAAAGGUGAGAAAAGUGAUCAGCACAAACAUGACGUUGUCUCUUUUGAAAGAGGAAAUAUAACCACAGCAGAGCGCAGUAGUAAACAGAUCUCUUUGAAAUGGGAGUCAAGUCCACAGACAGUGCUCAUAUUGACCAAACCAAAUUCAAUUUCUGUUCAAAUUCUGUGUGCUGAGAUGGUUAGAUGGUUGAGGCAGCAUAAGAAACUACAAAUAUAUGUGGAACCACGUGUCAAGGUGGAUCUCUUGACGGAGUCAUCAUACUUUAACUUUAUAGAAACAUGGAGUGAUGAUAAGGAAAUUUUAAUGCUGCAUACUAAAGUUGACCUUGUGAUAACUCUUGGUGGAGAUGGCACUGUCCUAUGGACAGCAUCUAUGUUCAAAGGGCCAGUGCCUCCUAUUGUCCCCUUUUCUUUAGGGUCUCUUGGAUUUAUGACUCCUUUCUAUAGUGAAAAUUACAAAGAGUGCCUUGAAUCAAUUUUGAAGGGCCCCAUUAGUAUUACAUUACGACACCGUUUGCUAUGUCAUGUUGUACGAGAUGCAGCUAAAGAUGAAUUUGAAACUGAAGAACCUAUACUUGUUCUGAACGAGGUUACUAUUGAUCGUGGUAUAUCAUCUUACCUCACAAAUUUGGAAUGUUACUGUGACAACUCCUUUGUCACAUGUGUGCAAGGGGAUGGAUUAAUCUUAUCUACAACAUCUGGUAGUACUGCAUAUUCUUUGGCAGCUGGAGGAUCAAUGGUCCAUCCUCAGGUUCCAGGUAUUUUGUUUACACCAAUUUGCCCACAUUCCCUAUCUUUUAGGCCAUUGAUAUUACCAGAGCAUGUGACUUUAAGGGUGCAAGUACCAUUCAAUAGCAGAAGCCCUGCAUGGGCAUCGUUUGAUGGCAAAGACAGGAAGCAGUUAGCACCAGGAGAUGCAUUGGUGUGCAGCAUGGCACCCUGGCCUGUUCCUACAGCUUGUCUGGUCGAUUCUACGAACGACUUCUUGCGCAGUAUUCAUGAGGGUCUUCAUUGGAAUUUGAGAAAGACACAAUCAUUUGAUGGACCCCGCGAAUCCUGA
Lathyrus sativus (Indian pea) is the source of this 1578-nucleotide messenger RNA. NCBI's taxonomy places the organism in Eukaryota, Viridiplantae, Streptophyta, Magnoliopsida, Fabales, Fabaceae. The record is from the annotation of a GenBank genome assembly.